This is a messenger RNA of Epinephelus lanceolatus (giant grouper), 10987 nucleotides long. RefSeq names its product pseudopodium-enriched atypical kinase 1 (gene peak1). Gene Ontology annotation, molecular function: protein kinase activity; ATP binding. Lineage: Eukaryota; Metazoa; Chordata; Actinopteri; Perciformes; Serranidae. Gene Ontology annotation, biological process: protein phosphorylation. The record is from RefSeq and is a predicted model, not a curated record.
UGCAGCGGCUGUUACCGGAGCCACGCAGAGAGGAGCUGUGUGCGAGAAAUCACUGGCACGGGCAAGAGUUGAGCUACACACACUCGGAUUCUCGUUACUCCUGCCGAGGACGACGGUGUCAAAACCGGGAUUUAUGUCUGCCAGGAAGUGGUAGCACCGGCGGGGAGAUACUCUUCGUCAGAAAGGAAAAUUGGCUGCAGCCUGAAGAUGCCCUGUGGCUUUGUCUGAAUCAGUGACUUCUAGUGCUUUCAGACCUUUAAGACUCAAGACAGCAGGGAGCUGCAUAGCCUGGCAGGUUGCAGAAGUAGGUGCCCUCUGCUUCACCAAGUGGGACUCCAUGGCUGCCAGGGCUGCCUCUUGAUUCUUUGCACUGUCCAGUACCCCUCACAGUGGAGACUUGAAUAUUGUUCAUCAUACUCGUACUACAGUCAGUCCCUGUAGCCCGUUGCUUCAUGGAGGGGUUUCCUGUCCACUGACCCAGCAGCCUGCCUCACUGGAUCAGCAGUCAUGUCCGCCUGCAGCACCUUCACUGAACACGUGUGGAAGCCAGGCGAGUGCAAGAACUGCUUUAAACCUAAAAGUCUGCACUGUCUGGCUCAGAGUGGUGGAGGGAAGCCUCCGUCUGAGCAGAGGCCUCCAACAAGUCAGCAACAGAAUCCACCCCCUGCUGGCGCCAGAGCCAACACUAACCUUACCAUCAGCUCCCAGAGGGCUGGUAGUGGGUCUGCCCGCUCAGGACACUUCCGUCCACCAGUGGCUAAGAAGCCAACCAUUGCUGUUAAGCCCACUAUGAUGCUGCCCUGCUCCUCUGCAGGACUGGAUUCAGACGGCAACCUACAACGACCACCAAAUGUGUUAGAACAGGGCAAAACAUCAGCCUUCACAGUUUGGAAUCGCAACGGACUAAACCGUAAGAGGCCUGGUGGACCCAGCAACAACAACGAAGGAGAAGAUGGCAGUGAGGAGAUUGAGGGUUAUGGACCACUUAGCCCAAGGACCCCUAGUGGAAAUAACAACAACAGUGGACUGGCAGAUGUCCUGAAGGAGAUUGCUGGGUUAGGCCCUGGCCCCGGCCCUAGCCCCACUCCUCUUUCUGGUUCCAAGGACCUGUUUUGGGGACGAAUCAGUAGUUCAUACCAGCGGUCCUUGGAAAGAGGCCUUCCGGCCUCAAGCUGUCUGGCCAUGGGGGGCAGCAGUAGUUGUGGUGGUGGCACUGGUCAAAAACGGGUAUCCCUUAGCGAUAGCUCCGAGAUAAUCAGCACAGAGGGAGGUCGCUUUUGCUACCCAGAGUUUUCCAGUGAAGAUGAAGAAGAAGAGGAUGAUGAUGAGGAAGACACUGAAAGAGAUGAUGAUGAACAUGAGAGCUGGGAUGAAAGUGAUGAAGAGUUACUAGCCAUGGAGAUCCGUAUGCGAGGCCAACCAAGAUUUGCAAAUUUCCGUGCUGCCACAUUGUCUCCAGUGCCCUUUGCUGCAGGGAAAAAGUGGAACACUGUGCCACUUCGCAAUCGCUCACUACAGCGGAUUUGUGCGGUUGACUAUGACGAUAGCUAUGAUGAGAUCUUGAACGGAUACCCCUCCGUAGACUCCAAUGGAGCUCUGCUUCACUAUGGACCCCAUGACAUGCAAGGCAGCGGAUUCCUAUCAAAUUCAGAGUCUACCACUUCUCCAGAAUCAUCGUCAUCACUUCCAGAAGAUUCUCGAACAACAUCCAGCAGUGGGAGCAGUGCCCCCUGUGCUCUUCGAAAUGGCUUGCAUUCUCCCACAUCUACUAAGACACCAAUCCCCUGCACUUCUCCCACAAAAAAGGAGCCUGUCCACAGAGCACUGAGUCCACUUAAGGUGACUGAAACACACAAGGCUGUUCUGGCUAUUAGAUUAGAAGACCAGGACGGCAGAGAAGGUUUGCCAAUGCCCCAAGCCCUUCCUGGUCAACCAGUCACUAUCAGUUUUAGUCCCACAGAGGAGCAAGCUAAACCAUACCGUGUAGUAAAUCUGGAAAAAUCGCUCAUCUGUAAGCCUUACACUGUGGUGGAUGUGUCAGCAUCCAUGGCCAACAAAGAUGAGCAGACUCCAGACGCUACUAUUCCAAAACCCAAAAACCUUUCAAUGCCCUCCAGCCCUACAUCAUUCUGUAGCACACCUGUAGGUCAGCCCCUGUCUCCAACCUCCCCUCUUUCUCCUUCUUCUCCUGUAAUGCCAACAUCGCCCACAUCCGUAGCUCUGUCAAGUACCUCCCGAAAGAAAUCAGGGAACAUACGCUACCAGGAAGUGUGGACAUCAAGCACAAGUCCUCGCCAAAAGAUACCUAAAGUGGAUCUAGGGGGUGGGAGUAAUCCUAGCCCCUCUAUCCCUACUCAGCACUGCAGCCACAAGUCAGCUCCCACUUCUCCCAUUGCCGGGCUGUCUUCCUCCCGAACUGUACCAGUGAAAUCCUCCAACUUAUCAGAGAUAAAGUUUAACAGUUUCAAUAAUGCAGGUAUGCCUCCUUUUCCCAUUAUUAUCAGAGAUGAGCCAGCCUAUGCCCGCAGCUCCAAGAAUGCUGUUAAGGUACCUAUUGUUAUCAAUCCAAGUGCAUACGACAACCUGGCUGUGUAUAAGAGCUUCUUGGGACUCAGUGGAGAACUGCCACAGCCAAAAGGGGUCGGCAAUAGGGUAGCCAGUCAUACUUAUGAAGAGAUUGGAUCCUCUGAGAGUGUCCAGUCCUCCUCAACUGAGAAAACUGUCUCUGGUAGAGGCACAUCAGAGAGAGCCUCUUUUGAAGCUCCACCUGAGGCAGUGUCAAAAGCACCAAAUUUACAACCUAGAACCACUACAGACUCUAGCACUGUGACAAGCACUGUGAUGAGCUCCACUGCUGGGGCCCUCUCCCCCACUACAUCGACAAAUUCCCCUGCCAUUACUGCAAACCAACCUAAAACCAGCCCUACUGCCAAUGCUGUUACACGCACUUGCAAGACAAGUGGAGACGCUACUUGCAGUAAAGAUGAUAAUACAGACUUAGCCUUGUCCUCUGGGACAGAGGCAAGCCACAGGGAGGAAGCCAGUGCUGUGCUCUUACAGAUUGUGGCCUCCAUCCAGCCUCCCCAGUCUCCUCCAGAGUCGCCCUCAGUACAAGCCAAUACUCUCAGUUCUGAGGAACUGUAUGCCCUCCCACCUGAUGCCAUGAAGGAGACCCUCACCAGACCCAAGUCUCUUUUUUCCACAACUGACGGCUGUCUUUCCAAACCCAAGAAGGACACACCCUCCAAAGUUUUGUCUAAAUCUCAGAGUGCCUCUGCUGCUGUCCCACUCUCCAGUCCCCGGUCAGAGCCCAGUGCCCCCUUCCCCCCUCCUAGAUCUACAUCUUCCCCUUACCACGCUACUAACAUCCUCCAGAGGCAUUUUAGCAACUGGACCAAGAGCUCAGCCUCCAGUUCUCCUGUACGACCCAGUGAAGGUGAAGCAAGUCCAGGUGGAGAGGGGAGACGUAUUUCAGCAGAAAGCUCCAAACCCAAACGCUGGAUCUCGUUUAAGAGCUUUUUCCGUCGGCGGAAAGACGAGGAUGAGCAGAGAGAACGGGCGGAGAGAGAGAAGGAGAAAGGCAAGAUAGUGGGGCUUGAUGGAACUGUCAUUCACAUGCUUCCACCACCACCAGUUCAACAGCAUCACUGGUUCACCGAGGCAAAGCCAGAGGAUCCCAACCAGAAGCCAACCAUCAUCUUCACCUACAAACCAGACAGUGGCAACACCCCCGGGGACGGAGAAGGAGAACUACGAGUAGAGGAGUGCAAAGAAAAUGUGCUACUGACUCCUGAUGAGAGCAAAGAACCCAGAUCAUUGAGCCCAGGGCGAACACCACCCUCAAACACCACAGGAUGCGAUCUCAUCAGCAAGGAUUUAAGCCAGUUACCAGCCAGUGCCAACAAUGCCAGGGAUCGGGAGCUGCCCUGCGCCGCCUCCCUGCCUGCCAGAGUGAAUCUGGGGCUGGUGCUUGGGGAGGGAGAGGAGGGCCAUGCCAACCAGGUUGCCACACCGGCCUCAGCCAGCGAUGGCAGCGCCAGCCUUGGAGAGCCAGAGGAGGAUGGGAAUCACUCCCAUCACUCCCACUCUCCCGCCUCCAGCCAGUGCAGUGCCACAUACAGCAACCUGGGUCAAUCCAGAGUCAACAUGAUCCCUCUGAAACAGCCACGACACAUCAAAGCAUCCAAUGACACCUUGGCCUCCAUUGACCUGGACGGCCUUGCUGACCAGCCAGCCCCUAAAGCCACACCACCUCCACUACCUAAGAAGAAUGUACCUCGCUCCAAUACUGAACCCAGCCUGGGAGGCAAAGAGUCCAUCCAGGGAGGCCUGAGACCUCGUGCUGAGGCUAGACCUGGGGGCACUAACCUGAGCGUGGCCAACCCCAUCUAUGACUUGGACUCCACCUGGGAGACGGCGAGUCAGAGCUCAUCUCUAAGCUCCGAGCCUCAUCGAGUCCACGACCAUGAGAGUGGUGACUCCCUGGAGAGGCAGACAGCUGCCACGGCUGCGAACAAGGGCCGCCCGACUAACAGCGUGUCCUCCCUGGUUCCUCAACCUUCGCCUGCUGCGCCCAGUGCCACGGCUGGCAGAGAGAGGAGAGUCUACCCAAGCACAGAGUCUCUGGCUGGAAGGGGUCGGACAACAGGUCGAAGUGCUGGAGGCUCCAAACCCCAGAGAGCUGCUCUGUACAGGGGGUUAGACAGCUGGGAUGAGGUGGUGGGGAGAAUCCGGGGGCUCCACACGGACACGCUGCGGAAGCUGGCAGCUAAGUGCGAGGACCGUUUCAUGGCUGGACAGAAGGAUCACUUGAGAUUCGGCACUGACAGUUGGUCCCACUUCAGGCUGACCACUGGGAAACCCUGCUGUGAGGCGGGAGAUGCUGUUUACUACACUGCCUCCUAUGCCAAGGACCCACUGGUCAACUAUGCCAUCAAGAUCUGUCGGAGCAAAGUGAAGGAGACCCAGCAGCAGUUUUUCCACAGCCUUGCGGUGAGACAGAGCCUGGCUGUGCACUUCAACAUCCAGCAGGACUGUGGACAUUUCCUGGCUGAUGUUCCCGCCCGCCUGCUGCCCUGGGAAGAGGAAGAAGGUGAAGAGGAGGAAGAGGAUGAGGAGGAAGAUGCCAACGGGCUGAAGGAGAAAGAGAAAGAGACAAAGACUGAAACCAAAACAACGGACUCCAAAGCGCCAAAUGGUAAAUUAGAUGAAACCCCAGCAGCAGGUCACAUGAACACUGUCGGCCGCUUGAGGAGCCGAGUGGUGGUAAUCACGCGCGAGGUGCCCUUCCAGACGGUGGCUGACUUUGUCCGAGAAGGCGCAGCACGACACACUCAUAACCCGGAGCUGUACGAGCGUCAGGUCUGUCUCCUGCUGCUGCAGCUGUGCUCCGGCCUGGAGCACAUGAAGCCUUAUCAUGUGACCCACUGUGACCUGCGACUGGAAAACCUGCUGCUGGUCCACUGCCAACCUGGCAACCCCUGGAAUCUGGACAUUCUUGAGCCCAACAACAACAGCAACAGCAGCAGCAGCUCUGGUGCAACCUCUGCCAGCGCUGCUACUGCUGCCGCCAACGCCACCUGCCCCGCCCGCCUAAUUAUCAGUAACUUUUCCCAAGCAAAACAGAAAAGCGCUCUCAUGGCUACAGACCCUGGUACACUGCGCGACCAGUCACGCCUUGCACCCGAAAUUGUCACAGCGACUCAGUACCGCAAGUGUGACGAGUUUCAGACUGGGAUUCUCAUCUAUGAGAUGCUGCACCGGCCCAACCCCUUCGAGGAGACGCCGGAGCUGAAGGAGCGGGAGUACACCUGGGCGGACCUGCCGCCACUGCCUGUCAGAUCGCUCUAUUCACAGGGCCUGCAGCAGCUGGCCCGGUUGCUGCUCACUGUCAACCCAUCUGAAAGGAUCCGCAUGUCCGAGGCCCGAGCCUGCUUACAGUGCCUGCUCUGGGGCCCUCGAGAGGACUUGUUCCAGGCACUGGGCUGCAGCAGCACGGGCCCCAUGUCAGGGGCCACUGCUAGUCAGCGCGAGGCCACCCUCCAGAACUGGCUGGACCUGAAGCGGACACUGAUGAUGAUCAAGUUUGCGGAGCGCUCGAUGGACGCGGCUUGCGGCGUGAGCCUGGAGGACUGGCUGUGCUGCCAGUAUCUGGCGUUUGCCACCACAGACACCCUGAGCCGGGUGGUGCACAUCCUGCAGCAGCCGCAGCCACAUCCUCAAUCCCAGAGCCAGCCAGCGCACGCAGCACCGAGCCAAACCCAAACACAUCAGACACACACCCUCCACCUGACUCAGUCACAGCCGCUCUGAGUUUCUCCAGCCAGUUGUUACUAUGGAAACAGAUUCAACUUCCCCCGUGUGGUCCCUCUGCUGAUGCUAAUGUGUGAUGUAAGCUAAUAGUCAGCUUUGUUGUUGCAGCAGCCACAGUGCUCACCUAAAACCAAACAGCUGGUUGUGCAAAUGUCUGUGUUUUCUUUAUGGACAAACAAAUCAACAGAGCGAGAGCCUGUGCUCCCAUCAAACAGGCUCGGCGUCAUGAUCAGGGUUAUUCUUAGCACUCAUUAACAACAGCAGGACGGUUAAGAGUCAAGCAAACACAGUGGGGCUGUCUGACAUUGUUCUCAGAUCCAGUCCAAGACAAACUCAAACAUUACAACAAGUUGUAGUCAUUUUGGCUCGUGGCAGUGACGUGCUAGACGUCUCUUCGUUAUUCACUUCAUCUGUUUCUUCAGCUGGUCUCACGUGUGUUAAAACACUCCAUCAGUUCCAGAUUGAAGAGAUUUAUCAAAUAUGUGAGUCAAGUCUAGAUUUUUAUGUUUCUUUUAGCCAAAUUCUGCAAAACUUAAGAGUUGUGAUGACGACUUAUAAGAUAUAGUUUGCAUGGCAGCUGUCUCUGGGAUCAAACUGAGACACUGUCAAAUGGAAUAAGUUUAAGAUUUUAUCAUAUUUCACAUCAAUAUAACAGAGAAAAGUUUCGUGAGACAUCUGAAGACAGUUCCCCUCAAAGUCUUUCUGGAGAUGAAACUUAAAAAAGCAUCAGAAAUGGAGAUUUAACUCAGACUGUUGUAUUUAAGUAGGGCUGGGUAUCAGUACUCAAUAUCUUUAAGGUAUCAACCAAGAUAACCCCAAAACCAAGUAGUAUCGAAACUUCUCCUGUCAAACAAUACCUGCAUUUGAUACUUUUUGUAUGCAGAUCUAGAAAAAAAUGACUAUUUGAAUGAUUUGUUCACAGCCAACCACUGCAGGCUUUCUUCAAUUUAAUGCAACAUGUGAUUGGCCCACUACUGCAGCAGCUAAAAACCAUACAGUCAAUGGAGUGGUGAAGGCAAGCGUGGCGUAUCUGUCGUAGUUGGCAGUUCAGCGUGCAGAGAUGCCAACAAAAUAUAUUGCAAAGUAUGGCUUUUCUUCACACCUGAGGUGGCGUCUGAUCAAAAUAAACGCAUACAGUGCAGAAGGAUUAUUCAGUGUUGCCACAGUCAUGAAAGUUCUGGAAAAGAAAAACUGUUUCAAAUUGUUUUGGCUAUUUUUAAAACAUAUGUUCAAAAAAGUCCCCAAACAUUAACAAUGCGUGAAAUGUGAAUUUUUACAAAAGCUGGCACUGUGCCGCAUGACCAUUAAAAGGUCGCUAGUAUCACGUGAUAUGCAUUGGCGUAUGCUGCUUGUUGGUGGCGCGAAUAUCCAGCAAGCAAGUAAAGUUAGUAACAGCUAGCAGUUUGAUUAUCUGCAAAUGCCUGGUAAGUGUGUCUUUAAUAAUGCGUGGCUUUCAAACUACAAAUAUAACACAUGGCUCAAGACAGAAAGAGACAGAUCCUAGUCGUGCUACAUGUAAAUUGUUUGACACUGGUAACGCAGGGGAAGCAGCUCUGGACAGCCACACUAAAGGGAAAAACAUCAAGACAGCCAAAAGGCAAGUAUCGACAUAUAGGCUAUUUCAUGCUUGCUGUAGCCACGCCAGUUAACGUUACAGCUUUGUGUCUACUGUAUGUGAAGACACAAAGGCAUUUCAUUCCAUAUUCUAUAACACAUUUUUGCGAUAAUACUUGUGUUAGAGAAAAGCACACUUGAGUACGAGCCUCACUAUUGUGCCUGUUAGAGCCAUUUCUAGCAAGUCCUAGUUUCCUGUUAUUUUUUGAGUCACUUUAAUGCACCACCUGACCACCUUUAAUUAAAGGCAGGUGUGCUGAAGUGAGUCUUAAGCGUAGAUGACGCUACAGGGGUUACAGUACUAAGUUUUUAUGAACUUUGUUUUUGUAAAGGCCUGUUUAUUUGGGGAAAGCUUGUUUGGUGAUUUUUUUUUUUUUUACGCGACAGUCAAGACAAUCAGCUCAUAGCGUCAUCUUGCACCUUUCUAUACAUCCUGAAAAUCAGUCAACUCUUAAACCAAGCAAAGCACCCUCAAUCAUCAAACAGUGAGUAAAACUAAACCAAAGACAGUGAGUUUAUCAUAUCUCCCAUUAUGGCGUCUGUGGGUGGCCAUUUUUGAACUUACUUGGAAGCCACAAUAGUGCCCAAUGAUUGCUAAAUAGGCCUAGCUACUUAAAAAAAGUAAAGUAAUGGACAUGGGGUAAAAUAUUAUGGAAACGUUUUAAAAAACUCAUGUAAAAAUAUGUGGGAACCCUGAUUUCAAAUUAAGUACUUAAUUGGUAUCAGUAUCACCUUACGUGUCCUGGUAUUGGUACUAGCAUCAUAGUUUUACAAUACCCAGCCCUAAUUUUAAACAAUUCAUUCUUGAAAAAACAGAUUUGAAAUUAAAUAUGAAGGGAAGCUUUUUAGAUGAAGGGAAAGGGGGAAAAUGGAAAAGAAAAUGAACUUCCUGACCAUCGAUGGAUUUGUCCUCUACAAAACUUUGAUAUUUUUUUGUAUCUAGACUGAUACAAAUGUUAAACAUGUUUCACCACUGAAGCCAAAGAUCUGCCACAAAUUGUCCAUUUAGACAGUUUAGAGAUACUUCAGAAGUUUUUAGAUGUUACCUUCAGUUUAUCACUAAAUGCAGUCAGACGUGAUCACACUAACAGAAGCUGUUGUCAGUCCCAAUGUUUGCACAGCUGACACUAAGUUCAAGUCAAUGAAAUGUCACUCUCUGUGGUUUCAAAAAUCAAAAGCCGGUCUGAAGUUAAAUUUAACAACAACUGAACUCUUAAACGCUCUCGUUUCACACUGCGCUUUUCACUUCUGCACAGGGCUUUGAUUCGAACGAGGUAGGUGAUGAACACUGAGCUAAUUCUGGCUUUGCAGUUUUCAGAGGUUUUAGACGCUUUGAAGUUAAAAUGGGACACAACUGCCCCGGCUGUUGGUUUGGUUACUUGUCGGAGUAUGUGCAAUUAAUACCUUUGUUUGUCACUUCCUUGUGGAGGUAACAGCAUAUGAACAUUUUUUACGCAGUCUUUCACUAAUCCUCUCUUCCAUUAGUUUUGUGGCACAUAAACUGACUCAUUUCAGAUUGAGAAACAGUUCAGCGUAAAGAACUUCUCACAGUGGAUGGGAGAAAGGGAUGUUUUCAGGGACUGCAGAGAGUUCUUUGUCUAUUGUUCUUGUCAAGUUGUUUUCGAACGGUUCUGCGUUACGGACGACAUUUGCACAUUCAGUCUGAAUGUUGGCGCUCCUCGACGGAGGCCGAGGACACUGAGGACGAUGCAGGAGAGACUGAGAAAGGUUCCCGUGAAUUUUUUUGAGGAACUGAAUUUUGUUUUUGCAGCGUGUGGAAUGUAAAAGUUUGCCUGGACUGAAACAGACAUUUGGACCUGGUCUCGUCCGCUUCAGAGACGCGCUCAUCUUCCAACCGAACCACUUAGUUUCACAUAUGAACUGUAUUAAUCAACCACAGCCUUGAAGAGAAACUCAACCACUGAGACUUGCUUCCAUUCCUCCUGCCUUUGUUUCCCGUCUCCUUUUGUUGGUAUCCGGCCAAUAGGACGGCAGAUCCCGCUUUGAUGCCCACUGCUUCUCGCUCAACAGCUUCAUUCUGCUUUAAUUAAAUGAGCUCUGUGUUAUUGAUCAGUACCUUUCAGCCUGGAGUCAGUGGAAGCAGAAGAGUUUCAUACGCAGGGGUUUAUUUGUGUUUCUGAUGAUCAAACACCCUGAAAAACAUCACAACUAGACAGUACUCGCUGUACCUCUGUGCUCCCUUGAUACGCAUCCAGGCGGACGAUGCUUUCAACCCAACACUGCAUCCACAGGUUUACUUUAUUUGCUCUGGUUCAGCUUGUCACUGUGGGAAUAAAUGUACUUUUGGGAUCAGGAUCCUGUGAUCCUUUUACUGCAGAUGUACAGUACGAGACAAAAUGGUCCACGGAGCGAAAAUGAGACAAAGCAGGUGUGAGUUUGUUGCUGCGUUAAAGGGUUUGUGUACUGAGGAAUUUGUGCGGACAGCACUGGUGGCUGUCCUUGUAUCUAGAGAUUUAAGCCUUUAUAUAGUAUAUAUAGUAUAAAUAUAUAUAACCUUUAUCUAUUUUAAUCCACACACUAUUUUGUCGAGUACGGAGCACCUCUAUUUCUCUUUAGAGAGUCUAAAGAUCAUUUAUUCAUCUUUAAAGCUUUACUUGACUUUCUUCAACCUCGCUCGUUUUGGGGGAAGAUAAAAGUGAGUAGUUAUCACUGUCCUAAAAAAGGAUACAUGAAAAAAGAUCUUAUUCUUGGAGUUAAAGUGUACGGAGCAUUGAUAUACAGAACAAUGUACAGUAUUUUUACCCCUCUUGUAAAGUUAUCUGCUUAGGAGAUGAACCACUUUGGAAAGAGGCUGAAGGAUGACUUUUGAACGCACCAUUAAAAACCCAGCAUUCAUCAACUGUACGGCCUACAGCGAAUAUUGUUUGUUUUUCUCCUCUUCUCUCUUUGCAUUGUUAAUUGCCACUGAACAGAAAAACCGAAGCUCUCUAAGGCUUUCUAUUAAUAUGUGUACAGUUGUGUCUCCUGGCCUGCCGCCAUUUAUUGUUGAUCAAGUUAACCAACAGUAACAGAACAAUAAAUAUAUGUUUUUAUAUAUACA